Messenger RNA from Balaenoptera musculus (blue whale), 7555 nucleotides. RefSeq names its product activating signal cointegrator 1 complex subunit 3 (gene ASCC3). Gene Ontology annotation, molecular function: nucleic acid binding; ATP hydrolysis activity; ATP binding. Lineage: Eukaryota; Metazoa; Chordata; Mammalia; Artiodactyla; Balaenopteridae. The transcript is spliced from 42 exons. The record is from RefSeq and is a predicted model, not a curated record.
UCCCUCCUCUCCGGGUCUGUGGGUCUGUCCGGCUGUCGGGUUGUCUUCGCGUACCCUGCCCCGUGGCUGGGUGGGACCCGGCAAGCCCGGCGUGGGGUGCGGACGAGGACGCGGCGGGGCAGCUGCCCCUGGCAUCCUCUGCACUGCCCUCCGCCCCUCACCCGGCGUGGGAAGUAAAGAUCAAACCGAAAUGGAGGGAGGCGCGGAGGCAGGAGCUGGCGGAGUGAUGGGAAGCGCAUGAACCGGGGCCGAGAGUUUCAGGUUUCUUGUUGUAUGGAUCACUGAUUGAAUAAUAGAUGGCUUUACCUCGUCUCACGGGAGCCUUGCGCUCCUUUUCAAAUGUCACCAAGCAAGAUAAUUAUAAUGAAGAAGUGACUGACUUACAGUUGAAGCGGUCUAAACUUCAUGAACAAAUUGUAGGUUUGGACCUGACAUGGAUGAAGAUUGUAAAAUUUUUGAAUGAAAACCUGGAGAAGAGUGAAAUGCAAAGUGUAAAUGAAGACUUAAAAGAUAUAUUGCAGGCUGCAAAACAAAUAGUUGGAACGGAUAAUGGGAAAGAAGCAGUUGAAAGUGCGGCUGCAUUUCUCUUCAAGACAUUUCACUUGAAGGACUCUGUUGGUCACAAGGAGACAAAGGCUAUCAAACAGAUGUUUGGUCCCUUUCCCUCAUCAUCUGCCACUGCAGCUUGUAAUGCUACUAAUCGAAUUACUUCUCGUUUUUGUAAAGACAGUCUUACUGCUCUCGUCCAGAUGACAACAGAUGAAUAUGGUGAUAGAGUUUUAUUUGGUAAAAAUUUAGCAUUUUCAUUUGACAUGCAUGAUUUGGACCACUUUGACGAGCUGCCAAUAAAUGGUGAAUCCCAGAAAACUAUAAGUUUGGAUUACAAGAAGUUUCUGACUGACCAUUUUCAGGAGCAUUCCACCCCGGACCUCAAGCCUGCGGAAAAAGCAAACGAUUCCUUUUUGUGGUGUGAAGUUGAGAAGUACUUAAAUGCAACUUUAAAUGAAAUGGCCGAAGCAACAAGAAUAGAAGAUCUUUGCUGUACGUUAUAUGAUAUGCUUGCUUCUGUUAAAAGUGGUGAUGAACUUCAGGAUGAGCUCUUUGAACUGCUGGGACCUGAUGGACUUGAACUUAUUGAGAAACUCCUCCAGAACAGAAUUACAAUUGUGGACAGAUUUCUUAAUUCUUCAAAUGACCACAAGUUGCAAGCUCUUCAAGACAAUUGCAAAAAAAUUUUAGGAGAAAAUGCUAAACCUAAUUACGGUUGUCAAGUCACUAUUCAGUCUGAACAAGAGAAGCAGUUAAUGAAACAGUAUCGCCGGGAAGAAAAAAGAAUUGCCAGACGAGAAAAAAAGGCUGGAGAAGAUGGAGAAAUUGCAGAAGGACUCCUGUGCUUUGAUCCUAAGGAAUUGCGGAUACACAGAGAGCAGGCACUUAUGAACGCUAAAAACGUUCCAAUUCUGAGCAGGCAGAGAGACAUGGAUGUUGAAAAAAUACGUUAUCCACAUGUUUAUGAUUCCCAGGCUGAAGCCAUGAGAACAUCUGCAUUCAUUGCUGGUGCAAAGAUGAUUUUACCAGAAGGACUCCAAAGAGAGAACAACAAGAUAUAUGAAGAAGUAAAGAUUCCUUAUAGUGAACCAAUGCCAGUUGGGUUUGAGGAAAAACCAGUUUAUAUCCAAGACUUAGAUGAGAUUGGACAGCUGGCUUUUAAAGGAAUGAGAAGACUCAAUAGAAUCCAGUCAAUUGUGUUUGAGACUGCCUACAACACCAAUGAGAACAUGCUGAUUUGUGCCCCUACUGGAGCUGGAAAGACCAACAUUGCAAUGCUUACAGUUUUGCAUGAAAUUCGCCAGCAUUUUCAACAAGGUGUUAUCAGAAAGAAUGAAUUUAAGAUUGUAUAUGUUGCUCCAAUGAAAGCGUUGGCAGCUGAAAUGACAAAUUACUUCAGCAGACGUCUGGAGCCACUGGGCAUCACUGUGAAAGAAUUGACUGGUGAUAUGCAGUUGUCAAAAAAUGAAAUUUUACGAACUCAGAUGCUUGUGACCACACCAGAAAAAUGGGAUGUAGUGACAAGAAAGAGUGUUGGGGACGUAGCUCUUUCCCAAAUUGUAAAGCUUCUUAUUCUUGAUGAAGUUCAUUUACUUCAUGAAGAUAGAGGACCAGUAUUAGAAAGCAUAGUGGCACGUACUUUACGUCAGGUUGAAUCCACACAGAGUAUGAUAAGAAUUCUUGGACUCUCUGCAACCUUACCCAACUACCUCGACGUUGCUACGUUUUUACACGUUAAUCCCUGCAUUGGACUUUUCUACUUUGAUGGCCGCUUUCGACCUGUUCCUCUUGGACAGACAUUUCUGGGGGUUAAAAGUGCAAAUAAGGUGCAACAGUUGAAUAACAUGGAUGAAGUGUGUUAUGAAAGUGUUUUGAAGCAAGUAAAGGCUGGACACCAGGUGAUGGUGUUUUGUACAUGCUUCGAAAUGCCACAGUAAGAAACGGCUAUGUCUCUGAUAGAAAGAGCCAAGAAUAAUGGCCAGAUUUCCUACUUUUUACCUACUCAAGGACCUGAAUAUGGACAUGCAGAAAAACAGGUGCAAAAGUCAAGAAAUAAACAAGUACGAGAAUUAUUUCCAGAUGGUUUUAGUAUUCAUCAUGCAGGAAUGCUUCGGCAGGACAGAAAUUUGGUUGAAAGCUUGUUUUUUAAUGGGCAUAUCAAAGUCCUAGUCUGUACAGCUACAUUAGCCUGGGGUGUCAAUCUUCCUGCUCAUGCUGUUAUUAUUAAGGGAACACAAAUAUAUGCUGCAAAAAGAGGCUCCUUUGUUGACCUUGGAAUUUUAGAUGUCAUGCAGAUAUUUGGUCGAGCUGGAAGACCACAAUUUGACAAAUUUGGAGAAGGAAUCAUCAUAACAACCCAUGAUAAACUCAGCCAUUACCUCUCUUUACUCACUCAACAAAACCCAAUUGAGAGUCAGUUUCUGGAAAGCCUUGCAGAUAACCUAAAUGCAGAGAUUGCUCUGGGAACAGUUACUAAUGUGGAAGAAGCAGUGAAGUGGAUAAGUUACACUUAUCUUUAUGUACGGAUGAGAGCAAAUCCAUUAGUGUAUGGCAUCAGUCACAAGGCUUAUCAGAUUGACCCAACAUUAGCAAAGCAUCGAGAACAGUUGGUCAUUGAAGUUGGACGGAAACUAGACAAAGCUCGGAUGAUUCGAUUUGAGGAACGAACUGGAUAUUUUUCCUCAACUGAUUUGGGUAGAACUGCCAGCCACUACUAUAUUAAAUACAACACUAUUGAGACCUUCAAUGAACUCUUUGAUGCUCACAAAACAGAAAGUGAUAUUUUUGCUAUAGUCUCCAAAGCUGAAGAAUUUGAUCAAAUCAAGGUCAGAGAAGAGGAAAUAGAGGAGUUAGAUGCCUUAUUAAACAGCUUCUGUGAACUCUCAGCUCCUGGAGGUGUAGAGAACAGUUAUGGGAAAAUAAACAUCCUACUACAAACUUAUAUCAGCCGAGGGGAGGUGGACAGUUUCUCCCUUAUAUCAGAUUCUGCAUACGUUGCCCAGAACGCAGCUAGAAUUGUCCGUGCUCUUUUUGAAAUUGCUCUGAGGAAACGUUGGCCUGCCAUGACCUAUAGGCUCCUGAAUCUUAGUAAAGUCAUCGACAAGAGGCUCUGGGGUUGGGCUAGCCCUUUGAGACAAUUUUCAGUCUUACCACCACACAUUCUGACAAGAUUAGAAGAAAAAAAACUUACUGUGGAUAAGCUGAAAGACAUGAGGAAAGAUGAAAUAGGUCACAUUCUGCAUCAUGUGAAUAUUGGGCUCAAGGUCAAACAAUGUGUUCAUCAGAUUCCUUCUGUUACAAUGGAAGCGUCCAUUCAGCCCAUCACACGGACUGUCCUCCGAGUGACGCUCAGCGUCUGUCCUGAUUUCACUUGGAAUGAUCAGGUCCAUGGGACAGUAGGAGAACCCUGGUGGAUUUGGGUAGAAGAUCCUACAAAUGAUCAUAUUUAUCACUCAGAGUAUUUCCUAGUUCUAAAAAAACAGGUCAUUAGUAAAGAAGCUCAACUGCUGGUGUUUACAAUCCCUAUUUUUGAGCCUUUGCCUUCUCAAUAUUACAUCCGAGCAGUGUCUGAUCGAUGGUUGGGAGCUGAGGCUGUAUGUAUUAUUAACUUUCAACAUCUGAUUCUACCAGAGAGACAUCCUCCCCAUACAGAAUUACUGGAUCUUCAGCCUUUACCAAUCACAGCUUUGGGAUGUGAAGCAUAUGAAGCACUAUACAAUUUUAGCCACUUUAACCCUGUGCAGACACAAAUAUUUCAUACGCUGUAUCACACAGACUGUAAUGUCCUACUUGGAGCGCCCACUGGAUCAGGAAAGACUGUUGCAGCUGAAUUAGCCAUUUUCAGAGUCUUCAACAGGUACCCUACUUCAAAGGCAGUAUAUAUUGCACCCUUAAAAGCCCUAGUACGUGAAAGAAUGGAUGAUUGGAAAGUUAGAAUAGAAGAAAAACUUGGUAAAAAAGUUAUUGAACUAACAGGGGAUGUAACUCCUGAUAUGAAAUCCAUUGCCAAGGCUGACCUUAUCGUCACCACACCAGAGAAGUGGGAUGGAGUCAGCAGAAGCUGGCAAAAUCGGAACUAUGUAAAGCAAGUCACUAUUCUCAUCAUAGAUGAGAUCCAUCUGCUCGGGGAGGAAAGAGGCCCUGUUCUAGAAGUCAUUGUAUCUCGAACGAAUUUCAUCUCAUCUCACACAGAAAAGCCUGUUAGAAUAGUUGGACUAUCUACUGCAUUGGCUAAUGCCAGAGACCUUGCUGACUGGCUCAACAUUCGUCAGAUGGGCUUGUUCAACUUCCGACCAUCAGUGCGUCCAGUUCCACUGGAAGUUCACAUUCAGGGUUUCCCAGGUCAACAUUACUGUCCUCGUAUGGCUAGUAUGAAUAAGCCUACAUUUCAGGCAAUUAGAAGCCAUUCUCCAGCCAAACCUGUUCUGAUAUUUGUCUCAUCAAGACGUCAAACCCGUCUUACUGCUUUGGAAUUGAUAGCCUUUCUGGCCUCUGAAGAAGAUCCAAAGCAGUGGUUGAAUAUGGAUGAAAGAGAGAUGGAGAAUAUCAUUGGAACAGUAAGAGAUUCCAACCUGAAGCUGACACUUGCUUUCGGAAUAGGAAUGCAUCAUGCCGGACUACAUGAGAGGGACCGAAAAACAGUAGAGGAACUAUUUGUAAAUUGUAAAGUUCAGGUUCUUAUUGCUACAAGUACAUUAGCCUGGGGUGUAAACUUUCCAGCUCAUUUAGUAAUUAUUAAAGGAACAGAAUAUUAUGAUGGAAAAACAAGACGAUAUGUGGAUUUUCCCAUUACAGAUGUACUCCAGAUGAUGGGGCGUGCUGGGAGGCCUCAGUUUGAUGACCAAGGCAAAGCUGUAAUUCUGGUUCAUGACAUAAAGAAAGACUUUUACAAAAAAUUUCUUUAUGAGCCUUUCCCUGUAGAGUCAAGCUUAUUAGGAGUGCUCUCUGACCAUCUAAAUGCAGAGAUUGCUGGUGGUACAAUAACAUCUAAGCAAGAUGCAAUGGAUUAUAUCACCUGGACUUACUUUUUCCGACGUCUUAUCAUGAACCCCAGCUACUACAAUUUGAGUGAUGUGAGCCAUGAUUCUGUGAACAAGUUUCUGUCCAAUCUGGUUGAGAAGUCCCUGGUUGAAUUGGAACAUUCCUACUGUAUUGAGGUGGGAGAGGAUAAUCGGAGCAUUGAACCACUGACAUAUGGCCGGAUUGCCUCUUAUUACUAUUUAAAGCACCAAACAGUUAAAAUGUUCAAGGAGCGUUUGAAACCUGAAUGUGGUACUGAAGAAUUGCUUUCAAUUCUGAGUGAUGCAGAAGAAUACACAGAUUUGCCAGUAAGACACAAUGAAGAUCAUAUGAAUAGCGAACUGGCAAAAUGUCUUCCGUUGGAAUCAAAUCCUCAUUCAUUUGACAGCCCUCACACCAAAGCACAUCUCCUACUGCAGGCGCAUCUCAGCCGAACCAUGCUGCCCUGCCCAGAUUAUGACACUGAUACCAAAACAGUGUUGGACCAAGCUCUCAGAGUAUGUCAGGCAAUGCUGGACGUAGCUGCACACCAGGGCUGGCUGGUGACUGUCCUGAAUAUCACCAACCUGGUGCAGAUGGUGAUCCAGGGGCGGUGGUUGAAAGACUCUUCGCUUCUUACGAUACCUCACAUAGAAAACCACCAUCUUCAUAUUUUCAGGAAAUGGAGCCCAGGUAUAAAGGGCCCACGUGCCGGGCACCCUGGCCCCAUCGAGUGCCUCCCUGAACUGAUCCACGCCUGUGGGGGGAGGGACCACGGGUUCAGCUCCAUGAUAGAAAAAGAGCUACCGGCCCCAAAAAUGAAGCAGGCGUGGAGUUUCUUAUCUCAUUUGCCUGUGAUAGAUGUUGGCUUAAGUGUUAAAGGCUGGUGGGAUGACUCAGCGGAAGGACACGAUGAGCUCUCCAUCUCAACCGUGACUUCAGACAAACGCAACGACAACAGAUGGGUCAGAUUGCAUGCUGAUCAAGAGUAUGUGCUUCAAGUCAGCUUGCAGAGAGUCAGCCUUGGGUUCCACAAGGGAAAGCAAGACAGGCAUGCAAUCACCCCUCGAUUUCCCAAAUCAAAAGAUGAAGGAUGGUUUUUGAUAUUAGGAGAAGUGGAUAAGAGAGAACUUAUUGCUUUGAAAAGAGUGGGAUACGUCCGAAAUCAUCAUGUUGUCUCCAUCUCUUUUUAUACUCCUGAAGUACCUGGAAGGUAUAUCUACACACUGUAUUUCAUGAGCGACUGCUACCUUGGCCUGGACCAGCAGUACGACAUCCACCUGCACGUCACACCGGCCAGUGUUUCCGCGCAGGCCGACGAGAUCUCUGAUGCCCUGACUGACCUCGAAGUGAAGUAACCCAACCCGAACAACCCAUCUGAAAGAAGUGGUUGAGAAGCCUGACUGUUCAGUCAUCUGGACAAAGUCGAAUUACUUGACGUUUGCCUUGGAGGAAUCAACUUCCAACCUCAAGGCACUGUGGAAAUUGGCGGCGGCUGCAGCUCUGACUCGAGCAAUGCGGAGUCAGCCGCGGGGGCCUUUUAACAAAUGUCGCCUUUUAUAACGCUGUCUUCUUGGGUCUCUUGAUGUGUAAAAUGACUACGCCCAUAGGAGAAUCUUUCAAUUUGUGUAUAUUGAGAUGAUAUCUAGGAAUUAUCAAAUCUUACAUUUCACAGUGUACUGUUUACAAGAACAUGGGCCUCUCUUUUUUUAAGGAAAACUAACUGCACAGGGGCGUGACAGUGUUAAGAUUUGUUAUAACACAUUUCUAACCCUGCAGCAUAAAAUGUAUAAGAUAAAUCUCUACAGUGACACACUGUGUUUUCUUCACAAAAUUUAUACUUUGAUCACAUAUGGAAGUAAUUUCAAGAAUUUCUUAUUGUCACAAAUGUUAAUAAUAUAUGAUGUAAAAUUACCUUACAGAGCCCAAUGAUGAUUUAAAAGAAAACAGAAUAUACUGAUCUUAGAAAAUGUAGAUACUGUAACUGGUGGAAAUAAAAUAUUUAGAG